Molecule: messenger RNA, 905 nt
Organism: Vicia villosa (hairy vetch)
Lineage: Eukaryota; Viridiplantae; Streptophyta; Magnoliopsida; Fabales; Fabaceae
Exons: 8
Coding region: 48-905 (285 amino acids)
Molecular function (GO): protein binding
Source: RefSeq, a predicted model, not a curated record
CUUGGACCAACACUAGCUACUUUCAUUCUGCAUUUCAAUCUUGAGGAAUGGCAAUAAAUUCUCCACAUCAUCAGAUUAUGGAAAUCAGUGGAAUAACAAUGGAAGAUGACAAAUUUUCGGAGCAAGAAAAGGAAGAUGACCAGCUUUCGGAAAUCAGCUGUCAGCUAGAAAUGGAAGAUGACAAAUCUAUGGAGUUCUGGGACCUAGUAUUGGGAGACGAUUGGGAUGAAGUAAUUAAAAAAUACAAUGAAGACAGUAAUUUUCACAAGAUAGAUAUCAAGGGAAGAGGAACAGCAUUACACGUGGCAGUAAGCAUGGGACGACGCGACGACGUAGUGAAAAGUCUUGUAGAAACAAUAGAAAAGCUUGGUGAUGAAAGUAGUUUGAAAAUGAUGAAUGAAAUAGGUGCUACUCCACUUCAUGUUGCAGCAUAUGCAGGAUUCCUAGAUGUGUGUAAACUUAUAAUUGGAAAAGAAGGUCAAAGGAAAUAUUUGAUUCAAGUGAAAAUUUUUGACGGGGAAACACCACUUUUUUGGGCGGUGAAUGCCCGUCAAAUGUCCGUGUUUCUUUAUCUCCAACAAUUUUAUCGUGUUGAUCUCAAUAUUGCUAUCGAUAACAAUUUAACUAGCAUCCUUCAUGUUGCCAUUGACACAGAAAGAUAUGAUAUGGCAAUUAUAAUAAUGCAUCACUACAAAGUUCUUACCAUUCUGAAAAAUAAGGAUGACAUCACUCCUCUCGAAAUUCUUGCUACUAAGACAUCAGCUUUCAUAAGUAGAAAUACACUGUCAUGGCGGCAACGAAUUUUGUACUACUGUCUUCCUUUACGCAACCAUGAUGCAAAAGAAGUAUUGAAAUCUUUAAAGCGGAGGACUAUUUUUAAAGCAAAAGUAAAGAACGUUUUUUGA